This is a messenger RNA of Naegleria gruberi, 1695 nucleotides long. RefSeq lists its product as uncharacterized. The transcript is spliced from 3 exons. Lineage: Eukaryota; Heterolobosea; Eutetramitea; Acrasida; Naegleriidae. Bases 1 to 1695 code for a protein of 564 amino acids. The record is from RefSeq and is a predicted model, not a curated record.
AUGGACAGAACAUCUUCUGAUUGUUGGAUGGGAAAUGUUUUCGAAUAUUUCGAUGUUGUAAUUUCAAGUGAUUUGUUUCUUCCAAUUCUCAUAAGACAAAAUCGAGAUUGUUAUGUCACAACCCCAGUGUUUAGAACAUUAGAUUAUCAAGAUUUGAGUUUAGUUUCAUUUUCUCCCUUUGAAAUAGUAAUAGCAAACUCAAAAGCAUCAUUUAAUGAUCUUGUCACCUAUCAAUAUGAAAUAAUGAACGACAUGUUCAAAAAUUUACAAAUUUCACAACAAGUUUGUGAAUCAACGACAAGUUCAUACAAGGAACAUGAUUAUUCAGUGUUGAGAAUUGAACAAUUUUUCACAAAUAUUUCAGCGGAUGAUUUUUUAUUUAUUGUGGAAUAUCAUGCGUUGGAUAAUUGGACACUAAAUCAAACAUUUACUAAUUUGGCAUUUGAAAUGGUGUUAAAUAGAACUGGAUAUAGUGUUGAUAAGCUCAAUUCUAUGAAAAGAUCAUUCUUUCCCACAAAAUGUUACUCCUGUCUAACGUCAUCUUGUAUGUGGGAAGACAGAGCUAGUCCAGUAGCUUCAAAUGCAGAUGGUGUCAGUAUUGGAGGUGGUAUCUCUCUAUUCAUUGCAUUAUUUUUCUAUUUUCCUUCUUUAAUUCUAUUCAGAAACAGAGAAUCGGUCAAGAUUCGUCUCAUUGUUCCAUACGUUUCGGUUCUGAGUCCAGUUUUCAUCAUAAAUAUUUAUACGCUAGUUCUGUAUCUUAAUGAGAGACAUAUCAAGAUUUUAAAAUGGUUAGUGAGUAAGAGAGUUGCAAGUAUUGGAUCCUUUCUGAUGGGUGUGUUGAUUGGAUGUUUAGUUUCCCUCGUUCCCCUUGUUGGAUUUUAUGAUGAAUUCUUUGGAAAUCGUGCUGCCAUACAAUGUGCUUUCAUCACCUUUGGAAUCACUGUAGCCAUUGCAACAUUAUCAUUACUAGCACUUGUCAUUCAUUUCCUCUUCAAGAUUCCAAUAAUUUGGAGAAGAGGUCUAUUAUAUAUUCUAUUCUUUGAUGAUCCAUUUCAAAUCAAGUUUGAUAUUUUAUUCUUCUCACUCAAUACUAUAGUCAUUACAGUUUAUUUAUUCACAGAGGCGAAUCAGAAUUAUGUUUACAGUAUUUUUGCACCACUCCUAUCUCACAAUAUUGGAAUGUUGUAUAGAGGAGGUUUAGUUUUGAUUAUUGAAUGGUUUAAAACGAUUUAUUUUAGAAAACAACUGAAUAUGACUGAGAAGGAGAAAGUGGACGAAUUGGUUCUUCAUUUGGAAAAUCCAGAAUUCUUCAAUUUAAUGAAGGAAUUUGUUGCAAAGGAAACUUCACUUGAGAACUUGAAAUUUUACGAAGAAUUGAAACAAAUAGAAAGAAUGAGUCAAUCUGACAAGAAUCCCAAAAUCAGUCACGAAGAAAUGAUUCGAAUAAGGGACAAGUACUUUAAAGAAAAUGUUCUAUACGAAUUGAAUAUUGGAGGCCAAACUAAGCAAUCGUUUCACAAUCUCGUAGCAACAGCUGCAAAUCCAAAUGAAGAAGUUCGCCUUAAAGAUUUGAAAUUCAUUCUCGAUGAAGAAUUGAUGGGAAAUUUGAGUGAUGCCUAUUUGAGAUUGAAACAACAACCAGGUUUUAAGAGAUGGAAAGUAGCUCACAAUAUUUAUAUUGAGGAAAAGGAAUAG